AUGAAUUUUCCGAUCAUCGCUCAUGAACCGAAUGUUGUCUCCAUCAAUGUUGGAGGCCGAAUCUUCCAAACGACGAAACAAACCUUAACAUUAGCAGGAACCGAUUCUCUCCUCUCUCAACUCGCCACUGAGUCUGCUCGAUUCGUCGAUCGAGAUCCCGAUUUGUUCUCCGUCCUUCUCUAUAUCCUCCGUACGGGAAACCUGCCUGCGAGAUCACGCGCCUUCGAUGUCCGAGAUCUGAUCGAGGAGUCUAGAUUUUACGGAAUCGAGUCUUUCCUGAUCGAUUCUCUCUCGAAUUCGUCGCAGUUUGAGGCGUUCGAUCUCCGUAAAUCCCGGAUUCUUCCUUUGAACGGUCGAGAUUCUCCGUCGACGAUCGCACCGACGGGUAUCGGCGGAGGGAUCCACGUGGCGCACGGGAGCAAAAUCACUUCGUUCGACUGGUCGUUGAGGCGGAAAUCGACGGUGUUGACGAACUUCUCCGCCGUGGACUCCCUUCUGGAGAUAUCGCCGGGAGUUUUAGCAGCCGGAGCCACCGAUUUCCCAGGUUUGCAAAUCAUCGAUAUCGAAAACGGAGGACUCGUCCGCACAACUCUGAAUUGGGAAAAUCUGACUAGGUCUAGCUCAACGGUGCAAGCCAUAGGCUCUUCCUCUGAGUUUCUGUUCACUAGCUUUGAAUCUAGCAGAAGGAACUCCAAUUCGAUUAUGGUGUAUGAUCUCUCUACCCUUUUGCCUGUCUCCGAAAUCGACCAUGGCGAGAUCUAUGGCGCUGACAUUGAUUCUGCAAUCCCAUCGACGAAGCUGAGAUGGAUUCAGAGUUGUAAUCUGCUGAUGGUCUCUGGUUCUCAUAGUAGCCCGUCUGGUGUGAAUGGUCAUGUACGGUUUUGGGAUGUUAGGUCCAAGAAUAUGGUCUGCGAGAUUAAGGAGACACGAGACUGUUUCUCUGAUGUGACCGUCUCGGAUAAUCUCUCGGCGGUUUUCAAGGUCGGUGUGACUUCAGGGGAGGUUUUCUACACCGAUUUGAGGAGUUUAGGAUCCAAGGAUCCAUGGAUUUGUCUUGGCGAAGAUAAAAAGAGAAGCUUGAGUGAGAGAAGAGGAGCUGGAUGUAAAAUAGAGAGCUAUGGGAAUCAUGUGUUUUGCAGUAAAGGAAGUGGGAUCGAGCUUUGGUCUGAAGUGAUCACAGGUUUGAUAGGUAAUGCAACCCGGGAUGUACCGAAAGAGAGGGUUUUUAAGAAGAAUCUGUUCGGUAAACUGGCGGAUUCAGGAGAAAACAAGAUAACCGGAGUGGCGUUUGGAGGUAGCAGAAUGUUUGUGACUCGAAAGGAUCAGCAGUUUAUCGAGGUUUGGCAAAGUCCUAGUCGUGGAGUAUCGAUCUAA
Molecule: messenger RNA, 1374 nt
Organism: Thlaspi arvense
Lineage: Eukaryota; Viridiplantae; Streptophyta; Magnoliopsida; Brassicales; Brassicaceae
Source: the annotation of a GenBank genome assembly